AAUAGUCAAUUGUCAAUCGAAAUCCGUGAUUGAUCGUCGAGCGCGUUGAUAUUUUUGCUAGAGAUUUCGAUUUUUUCAUUCGAGUUACAUCGCGAACACAAGGUCUAAAACUAUAAACUCUACUAAAGGAUAGAUUCUCUAAUCUAAAGCGAAGACUUAUACUCUUUCUCCGACACUUGUUUUAGUUGAUCAAGUAAAAAUGUCUCUUUACGGAUCUUUGAUGGCCGACGUGGAGGACGAUCCAUUCUUUGGAUCUCACAUGCGGCACAUCCGUCAAAUGAACAACAUGAUGAACUCAAUGUUUUCGGAUCCAUUUGGCAUGCUUGGUGAUAGUCGCCUCUCCAUCAUGGGACCUCCACAUGGCAGCUCUCUUAUGCCUUUUAUGCCCCAAAUGCCUUCACUUAACAGAUUAUUCUCAGCAGAUCUGACUAACGCUGCCAUGGGAGCCGGCAGUUCAUUUAGCAGCAGCACUGUUGUCAUGUCAAGUGGACCUCAUGGUAAACCACAGGUAUACAGUUCCUCUAGCAGCACUAAGAUUGGACCAAAUGGAGUAAAGGAAACACGCAAGACGCUUCAGGACUCACGUACUGGUGUGAAAAAGAUGUCUAUUGGCCACCACAUCGGGGAACGAGCUCACGUGGUCGAGAGGGAACAGAACUAUUACUCGGGAGAUGCUGAAGAGAGACAGGAGUACAUUAACCUCGAGGAGGAUGAAGCCGAACAGUUUGACAGGGAGUUCCAAGAGCGAGCCGGCAUGUUGUCCCGCUCUCGCGCGGCCAUUGCCCCCGCGCCAAGGCAUGAGCCAAGACACGAGCCAAGACUGGCCUUGCCGGCGCCGCCUGCUGCCUCACCCACCGCCGAGACCCGUCGUCACCGUCCUUCAGCGAGAAGACCAAUAAGAACUUCCGCCAGCCCACUCACUCUACCUUCAAGAUACUGGCGGAGGCGUUCCUACUUAUCCUAAUCUGUCCGCGAGGUCUACGGUGGCUCCCAUCCGCAGAGACACAGACACAAACACCACAAAACCCACUCACACAGACACACAACUGACAAUUAAACAACAACUAUGGCCUUGACACUUGACUUAACGCUUUGACAAUUGACAUAAGCGAAAAUACCGUACUUUUGUCAUUAAUAUUAAAACCUUCAUUUGACAUUUAUUUUUAACCUUUUCCGUCUUUUACCGUACCCACCUGAAAGUGCAGCUGUCAUUUUAUUUGACACAAGGAAAUUCCUUAUGUCACAACAAUAUCUGACCAAUGUUUGAAAGUCUUGAGUGGACGUUAUUCAUGUAUCAAAGAAAGAUUCGACAUUUCUUGAGUCUUACAAAAUAUUUUAGAGAAAAUAUUUUUUAGAAUUGUUUGAUAAUAUCAUUCAUAGACGACAUGUCGUAAGUGUUCAAGGCCAUUGAUAAGGAUAUCAAUUUAAAAUUGUCUGACUACAAAGAGCCAAGUGUUAACUAGCUGAUAACCGCGACUUUGUGUGUUUAAAAAAAUACUCACGAUUAUGUUCCACGUUUACUAUCACGAUAGUUAUAGUACAAACAUAAAUUUCGUCAUUUUAAACCAUUCGAAAAAUAUUAUAAAAAGAUUUUUCAUUAUUUAUUUGUAAGCAUACAAAUCGCGAGUUUCCAGUAGAAAAUAUUGACAUAAGUAUUUUAAUUUCCUUCAAUACACAAUUUUAAUAAUUUAAGUUUCAAUGUACCUUCUUGUGUUUUAAUAUAGAUAUGCUAGGUUCGAAUAAGCGGAAAUAAAUUUGUAGUUGAAUUGAGUCUCAUAGGUGAACUGAAAAAUAUACAAUGUAUUUAAUAUAUACAAUAUACACGGCAUAUGUGGUUAAAGUCCCUGGGUUCUAUUCCCGGUGGGCACAGAAAUCUGAUCGCCUACUUGCUUUAAAUGUAUUUAUAAAUAAACCGUGCAGAAGUGUGGGCUUUAUGUUCUUUUGGUUAAGGGAGUAAAAUUCAAAAUUAAUAUCUAUAAAAAAUAAUUGUAUCGAAAAUGUCAACUCUAAACACAGAUACUAGACGUGCAUUGUCUGUGAAGGUUUAUUAUCUGUGGAAGGAAGAUAAGUUGCCUUGUGUCAAAAUUAUUCAGUUCACGUGUUAACGUAAGCAUAGAAAUAGUUUAGCGUAGUGUUAGCUUUUAUAAUAAACGGCACAAAACGGGUGCUGGACGCUUAUUUUGUUUUAGCCCAAUACAAAUAUAAGAGUGACUUAAUAUCGAAAUUCGUAAUGAAAUCAUUGAACGAAUAUGUAAUAAUGAUAGGUUAAUCGUUCUACGGGUCGAGUGUUAGAGUCCGCGCCACCAUUGAAUUCCGAUAGACGCGGCGCUAGCGCGGCGUAGUAUAAUGUUGCUAGUGCUAGGCACAAUUUACCCCAAUGUAACAUAAAUUAAUAUGGAAUUCGCGAACUACUCCAAGAUUUGCUUCUAAUGUUUUACCUUAAAACGAAUAAAUUAAUAUUUCACAGUCUCUUAACUAUAGUUAAAAGGCAACGUCUGUCCGAAAAUAUCGGUGACAAUGAUUAGGUGUCAAAUUUUACAAGCCCAUAUUUUCAGAUAUUUUUCUUUAAAGUUCCCUAAGGCAUAGAUAAUAACGGAGCUGUCAUAUUUAGUUCCAGGGUUCCCAUCGGCGAUGAGUGGUGGCGCGGACUAUAAAUGACAUAUGACACGUUCUUGUGUCUGUCAUGCGGUUGUGAUUUGACAGACGUUAUAUGACGUAUGUCAAGGCGUUGGACUUGAGAUGCGGUACAGAGCGCGCGGUGUUCGUUUUUGUUUAAUGUCUAUUUCUGUUACUAUUAAUCGUGGAUGUAUUUGUUACUAUGGUUACCAUUUCGUACAAGGAAAGAAUUGUAAGCAUAUUAUACACAAUUUAGUCCACGAUUUAUUUGGGCGCGUAGCUUUUACUCAUACAUCUCUUUUCAUCGUUGGGUAUAACAUAAUUUGACAGAGAGAGAGAGAGAGAGAGAUGCCGUGAUACCUUAUUUAUUAUUAAUCUAAAAUUUUCUAUUUUAGAUUCUAUGUUUUGAUAAUAAGAUUUGUCGAUUGAGUAGCUUCUUAUAUUUGAGUGGUAUUCGGGCAUUAACGUUAUUUUUCCGGAAUGUCGCAAAGCUAGGGACAGAUGAAAAUAGUUUUUCUGUAUUUUCCAUUUGUAAUUUGAUGUUAGUGUAUACCUGUCAUAUUAGAAAUAAAUUUGUGAACAUUA
Messenger RNA from Pieris napi, 3201 nucleotides. RefSeq names its product myeloid leukemia factor (gene Mlf). The transcript has 9 exons. NCBI's taxonomy places the organism in Eukaryota, Metazoa, Arthropoda, Insecta, Lepidoptera, Pieridae. Gene Ontology annotation, cellular component: nucleus; cytoplasm. The coding region runs from base 200 to 964 and encodes 254 amino acids. Gene Ontology annotation, biological process: regulation of DNA-templated transcription. The record is from RefSeq and is a predicted model, not a curated record.